Molecule: messenger RNA, 1750 nt
Organism: Protomyces lactucae-debilis
Lineage: Eukaryota; Fungi; Ascomycota; Taphrinomycetes; Taphrinales; Protomycetaceae
Product: general substrate transporter
Exons: 2
Coding region: 152-1744 (530 amino acids)
Biological process (GO): monosaccharide transmembrane transport
Cellular component (GO): membrane
Molecular function (GO): hexose transmembrane transporter activity
Source: RefSeq, a predicted model, not a curated record
UACUCGCGCUCGUCAUCUAGGAAGCUCGACUUUGCUUUGUAGACUUUGCCAUAUGUGCCGCUGGAGAUGAAGCCAAGAAUCACGUACUUGUCGAGCACCUUGACAUGCGCCUUGUUCUUUCGAGCAAAGUACCGUUCCAUAAGCAAGCAGCAUGCAAGAGAAUGAUCAGUGCAAGUAUGAGAAGCAGGAGCACAAAGUAUGGGAUCUAAGAAGUCUUGAGCGUUGGAUCUGGGAGCAAGAGGGAGCGUGCGUGGUCGUCCUGCGCGCAUUCUACAAGGAAACAGCAGCAGCAAGCCUCAAACAACACAGCUUAUGUGAGGGUCUCUUCUGUCUCCGCCUAUCACCAAGAGCGAUGGGUACUAUGACACCCUUUUUGGUGUACUCGAUCACGUCACAUGCUCUGGGCUCUGCCAUGUUUGGCUAUCAUAUCGGAGAGAUCAACCCCAUUGCUCUGUCAAUCUCCUGCCAAUAUGGCUCAAAGAAGAGCAACCAUUUUACUCCAGCCUUCUUAGACUGUAUCAAGAUGACUGAAGAGCAAGUAGGAGCUGUUGUUGCUGUCUUUGCUAUCGGAGGUCUCGUAGGUUCUCUUUGUGCCGGAAGUCUCAUUGACCGUUACGGGCGGCGCAAAGUCUCCCUACUGAAUUGCUCUGUGUUCCUUCUUGGAUCACUCUUCAUGGCAUCUGCAAAUGGUCUGACUGCUCUUGUUCUCGGUCGGUUUGUCGUUGGCAUUGGAAGCGGAGUAUCAAUGGUCUCUGUUCCAAUCUAUCUAUCAGAAGUAUCGCCUCAGCAGAUCAGGGGCACAGUUGGCGUCAUGACGCAGAUAUCUAUUGUGCUUGGCAUCAUGCUUGCUCAAGUUCUCGGUGUCUUUCUAACAGAGGGCAUGCUUUGGCGAUAUAUACUACUCGUCGGAUUCAUCCUGGCUCUGCUUCAAUUUGCCAUGCUUACUGCCACGGUCGAGUCCCCCAAAUGGCUCGCCUUGCAGCCUGGGAAGUUGCCACUCGCGCAUCAAGCACUAUCAAAGAUUCGGGCCUGCAUUGAUGUCGACGAUGAAGUGCGCAUGUGGAAAGGCGCUGACAGAAACAGAGCCGGUGAUCAAGACUUGCUGUCAGAUGCCAGCCCUCAUGCUACGUUGUCGUUGCGUGAAUUUGCCACACGUCAGGAGUAUCGAAGUGCCAUUCGAAUCAUACUCAUUACACAGCUUGCACAGCAGCUGACGGGUACAAAUGCUGUCAUCUUUUACUCAACUGCGAUCCUCUCAAGGCUCCUGCCCAAGCUGUCGGCCUGGAUAGCAGUACUCAUUCAGAUGGUCAAUUUUCUUGUAACGCUUCUCGCGGCGCAUCUGAUUGAGCGAAGCGGUCGACGAGCCCUGCUCCUUAUGUCACUUGCUGGCAUGUGCGUCUUCUCCCUAUCUCUAUGCAUCGGCUUGGAGCGAAGUAUGCCUUACUUGUCCGCUGCUUCGGCUGUCGGCAUGAUUGGCUCGUUCGGUCUCGGUUUGGGACCAAUCCCUUUCUUGCUUGCAAAUGAGUUGCUUGAUGUGGAAGCCGUCGGUUUUGCGCAAAGUCUGGGUCUGUCAGUCAAUUGGAUCGGCACAUUUACUAUUGGCAUACUGUUUCCCGUGCUCAGGCACGCCAUGGGAGGCUACGUAUUUUCGAUCUUCUGUGUGGUUGCCGCUCUAUCGUUUCUUGCAGUCUUGCGUUAUCUACCAAAAAGCAGUCGACGAAUAGUUAGCGAGACGGACCCGUAAAGCAAG